Heterobasidion irregulare TC 32-1 is the source of this 960-nucleotide messenger RNA. RefSeq lists its product as uncharacterized. Bases 1 to 960 code for a protein of 319 amino acids. Gene Ontology annotation, cellular component: mitochondrial matrix. NCBI's taxonomy places the organism in Eukaryota, Fungi, Basidiomycota, Agaricomycetes, Russulales, Bondarzewiaceae. The record is from RefSeq and is a predicted model, not a curated record. The transcript has 2 exons. Gene Ontology annotation, biological process: DNA damage response; fatty acid metabolic process.
AUGUCCAUUUUCGCUGAUCACGAUCCUCCAUCGUUUCUAGAUGAACCUUGGCUGCGACAACUAUCAGAUUCAGACGAGCUCUCAGAAACCGACUCAUUAUUUGAUGAAAUUCCUGAUAAUUCAGCCUGUCAUCCCGAAAUUCCAUCAACUACCUGCUCGGGUACGAGCGUGCUAUGCUCUACCUGUGUUGUGGGUCGACGCAAGCCUCCUCCCAUUCCUGGUUUCUACCUCGAUCCUUCGGUUGUUAUACCCCCAAAGCGGGCUGAGCAGCUAUUCCUCAGCUGCAUGGACACAUACUUUCGGAAUGGGGACGUGAAUCAAGUGAUGCUGUUCGGAAGGGCGAGGGAACGAGCCAGCAGUGAUAUCCAGAAAUCCCAACUCGGUGACAUGCCCUUUCACCCACAGGUCAAUUCCGGCCUGCCGGCAUUCCUCUGUGCCCUGCUAUCGGAUCUAGAGGCGUUACUCAGACCCUCUCUCCCCCCACACACCCAUCGUCUCCUUUUCCCUCCUCUGUCGGAGCCGGCCCGGGCGCGGCAAGCAAUUGUGAACUUGUACAGGCCCGGUGAGGGUAUAUCUCCCCAUGUCGACUUACUCGGGCGCUUUGGGGAUGGAAUCAUAGGCGUCAGCCUCGGUAGUGGUUGCGUCAUGUCCUUCCGCAAGGAGCUAAAUGAAAUGCAGAACUCCUCUCACGAGAGAACGGAGCAAGAGCUCGAGGAACGCGGGUUUAUACGGGAUGGCGAUGGUGUACGGUGGGACUUGUACCUGCCGGAAAGGAGCAUUCUUGUUCUUUCUGACGAAGCUCGGUACGAAUGGACUCAUGGCAUCGAAGGGCGCGGGUCGGACAUGGUUGUUGCUGAUGAUGGGAAGAAUGGGACACAAUGCAUAGAACGGGAUUCUAGAAUCAGCGUCACGUUUAGAUGGCUAUUACCGGGAGCUGAGAUUGUGGGAGAUGAUCCAUGA